AUGGAAACCGAAACUACUCCCUGCUCAGCAUGUAGCUGGACUCCAAAGCGCCAAACACAAUGUUCCUACGACAGCCACGUCAAAAUAUUCUACAGCGCCAGUACCCGGGGAGGCUGGUCUCUAGGCUCGAAGCUCAUCCUCAGAGAACGAUCCGCCGCGCCGCCCAACUUCGAAGCCCCCAAUAUCCGAUUCCUGUCCGAGAAAACCUCGAUUCCUAUACCUGAGCUGGUAGAAACCUGGGAAGAAGAUGGGCUAUCAUUCUCUAUCACGAGACGAAUUCCGGGAAAAAACCUAGACGAAGCUUGGCCCACGUUGUCCGACGAGGAGAAAGAACGCAUCGCGAAACAGACUGCCGACUACCUCGGUCAGCUUCGGGGGCUCCAAUCCACUCGUAUGGAAUCAGUGGGUGGAGAGCCACUAUUCUGUAAUUUUCUGUUUGGAGGUGACCACGGCGUUGGAUAUGGACCGUUGUCAUCAGACGAUGAGCUAUGGGAUCAGUUAGCUCUAUCUUUGACCCAUGUGCCGGAGGAGAUUCGGUUGAAACUACGCGAGCGCAUGCCCACUGCUGCGCCUUAUACAUUCACGCACUCCGAUCUCACGACUGUCAAUAUCAUGGUUGAUAAUGGGAAUUUGACGGGUAUUAUUGAUUGGGAAAACUCGGGGUUUUUUCCUGUUUGGUGGGAGUUUGCUGCGGCUGGUAUUUGUCUUGGCGAUGAGGAUAGAGAGUGGAAGAAUACUUUGCGCAAGUACAUGCCCGAGCAUGAGGAUAUGCGUGGUUUUUUCAUGGACCUCUGGUCAUUGCGUCGGUAUCCAGAUUUGGAUGAGAGAGGGUUGAAGUUUUUGAAAGAGGGCGGAUUUAGCAUUCCUAAAGUACCAGAAGUAUCGGAGUAA
Molecule: messenger RNA, 891 nt
Organism: Penicillium verhagenii
Lineage: Eukaryota; Fungi; Ascomycota; Eurotiomycetes; Eurotiales; Aspergillaceae
Exons: 1
Coding region: 1-891 (296 amino acids)
Source: RefSeq, a predicted model, not a curated record